Oikopleura dioica is the source of this 870-nucleotide messenger RNA. Lineage: Eukaryota; Metazoa; Chordata; Appendicularia; Copelata; Oikopleuridae. The record is from the annotation of a GenBank genome assembly.
AUGGGGAACGCAGGGCAAUUGAUGGGAAUCGCCAUGAUGGGGGUCUCUCUUCUCAUCUGUUUAUUUUGUAACGGGGAAGACAAAUGGGGUCGUUACGAUGUCGCAAAUCAAGUGGUCGAGAGCCGAAAUGAGUAUUUCGGCCUUUGGAAACGAUGUAUUUACUUGAGUACUGGAAAUUUCGACUGCGAUAAUUAUGACAAUUACGUUCUUGGUUCAAUGCCACACAUGGUCGCAGCCCGAGGAAUGGUCAUUGUUGGACUGAUGGUUCUCCCCAUCGCAAUCAUUCUUGGCCUUUUUGCAAUGGACUGCACUACAAUGAUGCAGAGCAAGAAAGCACAAGUUGUCACUGGAGUCAUCGGAACUCUUGGCGGCCUCUGCUUCUUGACUACAUCUGUGAUGAUGAUCUCGAUUCUGAUGAGAAACAUCAACAACCAAUUCUACAUGUACGGAACUCAUGUCGCUCAAGGAAGCCAAUGGAGAGGCAGAAGAGGAUUCUCCGCUGUCGCCGAACGAGGAGAAGUUUCCCCAUGCGGCGAAUUUGCUGUCGUUUGUUACGUUCCAGACGGAAGCGGAGGUUUCAAAGAGUGGCAUCCAAACAAUCCAGCUGAUGAAAAUGGCCUCAAGACGAGAUUUUAUGGCGUUCGAGCAGAAGACGACUUCAUGAGCGACUCCAAUGUUCGAUUUGCCCUUUCUACCUGGCUCGCACUUAUCGGAGGAUUGAUUGGCACUAUUGGCGGUAUUGUCUUCUUGUGCUCAAGAGGAAACGAUGAUGAAUACGAAGAAGACUACCACCCUCAAUAUUCCGCCGCAAAUUCGUACAAAGGAUCGAACAAAAGCCAUCCUAACAAGCGAGAGCCUUCGUACCUUUAA